AUGUCGUUUUUUGGUUUCGAUACCACGCUUCCUAACGAUCGUCUUCCGCCACAGGAGUCGAGGGGUAUCUUCGAAACCCCAGAUCCUUUCGCCGAAGUUGCUCGCGCCACAGCACAUGGGUUCCAUGGCGAUGACGAUGCAAUUGAUUUUGAGGAUACCUAUGAUGGACUGGGAGACCGCCUUGACGAGACCCAAGAUGCCUUCAACGACGACACCUUCGGGGCCGCCGCGGGGGAUGAGGGAAAGCCUGUGGGGAAAGACUUUGACUUCUUCGGCCAAACUGCGCAGAUGACCAAUGUUCUUGGUGAAGAGCAAGUGAUAUACAAUCUGAAGCACCAAAAAGACACCCCCAAAGCCUCGGCACCGUUGCAUGAGCCUUCGAAGCCGAAAAGGACGGGCUACGAGCCUUAUCAGGAUCCCGGAUAUAUACCAGAAAUCCAAGCCAAGUCGAGUGUCUGGGGGACGGGGAUAACGCAAAAGUCAAAGCCAGUAGAACAGGCUCAGGCGGUUGUUGCUCCAGCCCGAAAGAUGAUGAGUUUGGAGGAAGUCGAAGCGCAAAUGCGCGCGCAGACUCAGAGACCCCAGCCCAAAGCUGAACCUCCGGCUUCUCUCCCGUCGCAGCAGUUUCCCAUCAACGCUUCGCAACCCAUGCCACUCAACCUCCGUGCUCAAGAGGCCCCCAUUCCUCAUCCAGACAAUUUUGCACACUUUCAACAAAAGGACUUUCCGCCCUUAAGUCAACAUCAGCAAUAUCCGCAAUUCGGCGGCUACGGGCCUUUACCGCAAGACCUCCAGCGGCAACAGCUGCGGCCUCUUCAGGAGCGGUCAAGACAAAACGCUCCAAUUCAGGUCCUUCAGCAUCAAAACCGUGCCAUGAACAUUCCUCAGAGACCUACCGGACCUCAAGUUCAAGGCCAUUUUCCGCAGACUCAACCACCGCCAAACACAGCUGGCCAACUUCCAUCGAUUGCCGCGAUGCACCCACAAUUCAUGCAGCUUCCGGAAGAACAGCGUAAAGCUUUGUUAGCAGAAGACGCCAAACGCGCCAAAAGGAACCAUAAGAUCCAUCUUCUUUCCAAAGGAAACGGAUUAAUGACUCCGCAAGAUAAGAAUUUUAUUACCCGAAUCCAACUACAACAGCUGGUAUCGGCAACUGGAAAUACUGGGGAGACCGACCAUGACUCCCUCUUGUCAGAGGAUUUCUAUUAUCAAGUAUAUAGCCAAAUCCGCGGUGCUCCUCGGCAGCAUCCUCGGCAACCUCUUGGUCAUUUUGCCCAAACCUACCUUUUCCAAACUGGGAACCGCUCUGGCAACAAUUCGGGCAGAAGACAGUACCAAAACGCAGACAACCAUAUGCAACGGAUGCAACAACAAGUCCAGCGCGCUGUUGAAGCGGCGAAACUCCGCCCUAAAAAUAAGCAGCUCAUAAUUGAAGGGAGCUUAGGAAAGAUUUCAUUCAGCAACGCUAAAACCCCGAGGACACUUCUUAAUAUCAAGCGCCCUGACAGCGCGGACGGCCAUAAACCAACCAACGUUAGAAAGGCAGCUCAUACCGGCUUGAGCCCCAGUGAUCGAAAAUCCAUUUUACAUAACAUCGAAAGUACAUACGAUACCCUAAUGAAAAUGGAUGAUCAUGAACGCAGAAUGCCACCCACACCAGAUGCAGAAGACGCGGAAGCUGUUGAGAAGCAUUUGGAGUGGAGACAGAAAAGGGAGGCUUUGAAUCAAAAGCUAUGGACGGAUAUGAAGGUCCAUGAACCCAUUUUCCCCGGAUCUCCAACGACACAUCCUUUUAUUGCAUUCUUGUCUUACCCUAAGGGCAAGAAGGCUAUCCCCCGGAUUUUCCGCCACAUUGAUCAGGAACAGCGGGUAACAAUCCUCACUAUGAUCAUUGUCCAUUUGGACACCUUGGAUGUGAUACAGCGGGCUCAAUUACAGCCAGGAGAAAUCCAACCUCCUGGCCCAGUCCGUGAAGAGAUUGACUUGUUUUCACAAGCUGUUAUGCCGAGUUUGUUAAGUUACGUCAACGAAGCUCCUCUCAAGAUCAUUAUUGGAUUACUCGGCCUCCUUGUCUUCCGUACAAACGUUCACGCAGUUUCCAAAACGCGGAUCGGCCUCGGCAUCCUGACCAUGUUGUUGAGCCGUGGAGAGUUGGUUAAAGAAACGGGCGCAGUGGAGGAUGAAGAAUUGAAACAAUGGAUGGACUUGUAUAACAAGUUCUUUGACCGCCUGGAGCCAAUUCUGGGCAGCAUUUUCCCUGGCUCCAUCAAUAGCGGCGACGAUAUAUACGUGUGGCAAUUCCUUGCAGCCGUUGGCAUUGGAGCAAGCCCAGAACAGCAGCAACGGCUAGUAAUUGCUGUUAAGGACCGAGUUAUGGAAACUGUCUCUCAGAGCAAAACAUUGCCAGCUGAUAUGGCGAGUCAGCGACUGGGUAAUGUCAACCUGUUCAUGCGUGCUAUUGGACUUGAUGUUGAGCUUUUGGGAUGA
Uncinocarpus reesii 1704 is the source of this 2487-nucleotide messenger RNA. RefSeq lists its product as uncharacterized. Gene Ontology annotation, cellular component: P-body. The transcript has 3 exons. Gene Ontology annotation, molecular function: RNA binding. Gene Ontology annotation, biological process: P-body assembly; deadenylation-dependent decapping of nuclear-transcribed mRNA. The record is from RefSeq and is a predicted model, not a curated record. NCBI's taxonomy places the organism in Eukaryota, Fungi, Ascomycota, Eurotiomycetes, Onygenales, Onygenaceae. Bases 1 to 2487 code for a protein of 828 amino acids.